Molecule: messenger RNA, 2497 nt
Organism: Gastrolobium bilobum
Lineage: Eukaryota; Viridiplantae; Streptophyta; Magnoliopsida; Fabales; Fabaceae
Product: O-fucosyltransferase 23-like
Exons: 4
Coding region: 650-1987 (445 amino acids)
Biological process (GO): pollen-pistil interaction
Source: RefSeq, a predicted model, not a curated record
ACCUGUCCUUUUGCCUAAUCUCUCUGUUCUGACUCAUUUUUUCUCUGUCCUUCGCCUUUUGGUCCCUCCAUUCUCACUUCCCUUUUCAUCACUUGUCUCUUUCUUCUUCACCUCUUCCCAUCUUUACUUUCUCAAUUACUCCUUUUUUGGGUCUUGCUUUUACACGUCAUCCUCAUCCUCAUCUCCUAUGUUUUGUUUGCCUUCCGGGUUUAUUCUUUCCUCACCACACAAUCCCCUAUUUUCGGUUCAAUUCCAUUCUUACUUUGUAUUUCCAAACACACCCCUUAUUAUUUGUUCUUUCGUUUUCAUCGUCACGCUCAUCUAACACGUUCUUAUUUGGAUGUCUCUGCUGAUGCUGUUUGUUACCGAGAUUGAAAAGGCCUAAUCUGAAUUGUUUUUGCGUCUCGUGUUGAACAUAGAUGUUAAUCGUUAUUGGGGAGCUCUGCAUUGAGAAUUGGUUCCACAUCUCAAUCCUUCUCCAACACUCUCAGAUUGUGCUGUGGUUCAAAGUUGGAUCUUGACUCAUAACAAAUGUGCAUGAGUUAUCUACAUUAAUUUUGAUCCCUUGUAAGUGACACACUACUAAUUGUCUGAAUGCUCCUCCAAUCAAAAGAAAAAUUGAUGCUUUGCAUGAGAGAGUGAUUCUGACAUGGAAAUGUUGUUUAAUUGUAAGCUGUCAAAGUUCAUGGGUGGUGGCACUCUGAAUUCCAUAGCUUGCAAAUGUGUAUUUCUGCUUGUUGCUGUUUUGGUCCUUAGAGCUUUGUUGCUUCCUUCUUCCCCUGUUUUUGGUGGGGUUGAAUGGAGCAACAUUGUAUAUAUCCGCAACAAAUCUCCAUCAUUUGGUUUUGGAGUUAGGCAAGAUAAGUUUUUGGAGGUUCCUCAGAUUGUGUGGGGAUUAAACAACCAGAAGAUUGCAUUUGCAAGGGCUUGCUUAACUGCCAGAAUGCUUAAUCGAACUCUAUUGAUGCCUAGCCUUAGUGCCUCCUUGUUUUACAAAGAAAUUGACCUCUUGCAACCCAUUUCCUUUGACAAGGUAUUCCAAUUUGACAAGUUUAAUGCACUGUGCAGUGGGUUUGUCCAACUGGGUCGCUAUUCUGAUCUCUUAAAUCGAACACAAGUGCUUGAAAUGCAGAAAGGAAGUGGUAGGAAGUGGACAGUGGAGAGGGAUUUGGAUCAAUUGAGACAGCAUAGCAGUGUCUCAUUUGAUGACCAUGAGGUGAUUCGGAUAGUUGGUAAAAACCCCUUCUUGUGGCAUGAUCAUUGGCCUGUGAAGGACUAUGCAAAGGUUUUUGAGUGCUUACUUUUGAUAGAUGAGAUUGCUCAAGAAGCAGAUAGAGUUGUGUCUAGGAUUAGAGCUGUUGGAAGUGAGGUAUUAGGCAACACUGAAUCAAUGGAAGUGCAGCAUGAGAAUGAUAGGUCUUCAUUUCAGCCUCUUCCAUAUGUUGCUGUCCACAUGAGGAUAGAAAUUGAUUGGAUGAUUCACUGUAAAAAGUUGGAGCAGAGAUUAAGCACAAAUCAAAUCUGUAGUAGCAAGAAAGAGAUAAUGGAAAGAGUUGGUAGCAUCAUAGGUCUGAAGACUCCGGUUGUUGUUUAUCUUGCAGUAGCUGAUAAACUCCUUAAAAAUUCUUCCGUACUAGAAGGUUGGGAAGAAGGUUUUCUACCUUUUGAGAAGAAGAAACUUGGUGUUGAUGGAAUUUAUAGCAAGUAUCCAUAUCUAAUUCAAUCUGCAAUUGAUUAUGAAGUGUGUUUGCGGGCUGAUAUCUUUGUGGGGAACAGUUUCUCUACAUUUUCAAGUCUUAUAGUUCUUGAAAGAACACAGAAGAUGAUCAGAAUGGGUGUCAACAACAUGUGUGGAACGGAUGUAAGAUGGCCUUCUUAUGCUUAUAACAUACCAGGAGAAUCAAAUGGCCCUAUGAGAUGGGUUACAAAUAUGUCUGAUUCAAGCCUUCAAGCAAUCAGCUAUGGCACUAAUCACAUUUCUUGUUGACAUUGCCUUAUACAAUUUUCUGCUGUGUCAACCAUUUCAUCUCUGGAUUUUGAUUGCCACACUUAAAUUUUAUUAUUUUUUUUAUGUAGAGAAUUCGACAGUGGAAUAUAGCUGUUUACAAUGAGCACUGUCACUACAGAUCCCGGUGAAGAGAGGGAUGGAGAUCCGCAAAUAAGGGAACGUAAAAGUUAAGAUGGUUUUGUAAAAGAGUUAUAUUUAUCUCAUUCAAUAUGAGAUAAAUCAAAUUCCUACACACACAUAAUAAAGGUAACAAACUUGAACCGUUGAUCACUUUUAGCAUAAUAUCAACGGCGAAAGGCAUUCAGAGGAUGAAUAUUCUUAACUUUCUACUUGAAUAUGGAAAAGGAAAACGUUGCCCCAAGCAAUAUUCUCAUUCCCAGCUAGGAGUGCAGUCCAAACACCACUGGACGCGAAUUCCUCGAGGCCAAUCCAUGAUUUGUAGGGCCACAAGAUGUUGACUCUUUGCUUUGUUUGUUGGGCUUGUGCCUA